AUGUCUCUUCUGGGGGAAGAAGUGGCUACAGUGCAGUACUCCAUAAACGUGUCCCACACUGCAGAACUCCGUGCCUUACGUAACCUGGCCCAGAAAUCAUUUCUUACUAUGUCUCAGCAGGGAAUGAAUGGUUUGGACAUUCUUCUUGUAAUCUGUCUUUUUGCCUCACUGCUGGCCACUCCCCUGGUCCUGAUGGCCAUCUUUUCAAACAGCAGUCUUCGUCGGGAGACCAGGUACCUUCUGCUUGCCAACACUAUGACGAAUGAUUUAAUCUAUUCAAUAUUGAACACCUUUGUUGCUGUCCUUAAUACAGUGAGAGCUGCAAUGCCCAAAGUAAUUUGUGAAUUGAUCUUGUUCCUGUUAACUGUGGCAUAUUCAAAUGGAAUUCUAACAAUCACUGCUAUGGUGGUGGACACUUAUGUGGCCAUUGGCUGGCCUCUUCACUAUCCGCUACUUUUAUCCCGUUCUAGAGCAAUCAAGAUCAUUGCUUGCAUAUGGGUUAUCUCUGUCAGCCUUUCUUCUAUCUUGCUCAUAGUAAUGCUGUGGACACAGGACGAUCCAUUUUCCUUGUUCACAGUGUGUGUGGCACCCUUGGUGCUUUUGUCUUCUCCAUUUGGAACAUUUUUGUUAAAAUGUUCAUUUGGCAUUGUAUUUCUUUAUUUUCUAACAUGCUUAGUAUUAAUAUCAAGUUUCUAUAUAUUGUUAUACUGCAAAACAAAGACAUUGGGGAUAUGGGUGAACAACUCAAGGGCAAAACAGACCUAUCUCAUCCAUUCAAUGCUGUUACUUCUUUAUUUCUCUCCUCUGGCUGUGCUGGUAGUCGGGAUAGUGAUUUAUGGAAUGCACCCAGCUGAGACCCAGGAAGCAAUCUGGAUCAUUGUGUCAGUAAAUGAUAUUCUGAUGUUACCAAAGGCCGUGAGCCCCUAUGUUUACGGGCUGAGAUAUCGAGAGAUUACAAACACAAUCCGAUCAUUCUUCCCUCUGAAGUCAAAAACUCAAGUAAGGCCACUGUGA
Messenger RNA from Mobula hypostoma (lesser devil ray), 1014 nucleotides. Its product is annotated as probable G-protein coupled receptor 148. Gene Ontology annotation, cellular component: membrane. The record is from RefSeq and is a predicted model, not a curated record. Gene Ontology annotation, molecular function: G protein-coupled receptor activity; odorant binding; olfactory receptor activity. The transcript has a single exon. Gene Ontology annotation, biological process: detection of chemical stimulus involved in sensory perception of smell; G protein-coupled receptor signaling pathway. Lineage: Eukaryota; Metazoa; Chordata; Chondrichthyes; Myliobatiformes; Myliobatidae. The coding region runs from base 1 to 1014 and encodes 337 amino acids.